Molecule: messenger RNA, 3166 nt
Organism: Chiloscyllium plagiosum (whitespotted bambooshark)
Lineage: Eukaryota; Metazoa; Chordata; Chondrichthyes; Orectolobiformes; Hemiscylliidae
Gene: tm9sf3
Product: transmembrane 9 superfamily member 3
Biological process (GO): protein localization to membrane
Cellular component (GO): membrane
Source: RefSeq, a predicted model, not a curated record
GCUGGUGGCGCGCGCCCCCUGAGGCCGAGCAGUGCGAGGCGGGGCCGGAGCCUGUGAGUGCGGUGAGCACCCGGCGACAGCGGCGCUCGGAGCCAGAGCCCACACGACAUGGCCCCCUGCAAACUCCUACUGUUGGCCUGUGUCGGCCUCACCAUCGGCAUCCUGAGGGCCCGAGCCGACGAACACGAUCAUACGUAUGCAGAUAAAGAGGAAGUAGUCUUAUGGAUGAACACUGUUGGACCCUACCAUAAUCGACAAGAAACAUACAAGUACUUUUCCCUACCUUUUUGUGCAGGGAAAAAAAAGACUAUUAACCAUUACCAUGAAACAUUAGGAGAAGCUCUACAAGGAGUAGAGCUGGAAUUCAGUGGUCUUGAUAUUAAAUUUAAAGAGGAUGUUAUGCAGAGUACUUACUGUGAAAUUGAUCUGGACAAGCCAAAACGGGAUGCUUUUGUUUAUGCCAUCAAGAACCACUAUUGGUACCAGAUGUACAUUGAUGAUUUACCAAUUUGGGGGAUCGUAGGGGAAGCCGAUGAAAAUGGAGAGGAUCAUUUCCUCUGGACUUACAAAAAACUUGAGAUUGGCUACAAUGGCAAUCGAAUCGUGGAUGUGAACUUGACCAGUGAGGGAAAGGUCAAGCUGGUACCAAACACAAAAAUCGCAAUGUCAUAUUCUAUGAAAUGGAAGAAAUCAGAUGUGAAGUUUGAGGAUCGAUUUGAUAAAUAUCUUGACCCAUCCUUCUUCCAGCACAGAAUUCACUGGUUUUCUAUCUUCAAUUCUUUCAUGAUGGUUAUUUUCCUGGUUGGAUUGGUCUCCAUGAUUUUAAUGCGCACGUUACGAAAGGAUUACGCUAGGUAUAGUAAGGAAGAAGAAAUGGAUGACAUGGACAGAGACCUGGGAGAUGAGUAUGGCUGGAAACAAGUUCAUGGUGAUGUAUUCAGACCAUCUAGCCAUCCGCUAAUAUUUUCAUCACUGAUAGGAUCUGGUUGCCAGAUAUUCUUUGUGUCCUUCAUUGUUAUUGUUGUGGCAAUGGUUGAAGACCUAUACACAGAGAGAGGAUCUAUGCUAAGUACGGCCAUAUUUGUGUUUGCGGCGACAUCUCCACUAAAUGGUUACUUUGGAGGGAGCCUCUAUGCACGACAAGGAGGCAGAAGGUGGAUAAAGCAGAUGUUCAUUGGAGCAUUCUUGAUCCCAGCCAUGGUGUGCGGAACUGCAUUCUUCAUAAAUUUCAUUGCAAUGUAUUAUCAUGCUUCACGAGCUAUUCCUUUUGGAACAAUGGUUGCUGUGUGCUGCAUCUGCUUUUUUGUCAUCCUUCCACUGAACUUGGUGGGCACUAUUCUUGGUCGGAACAUGUCGGGACAGCCCAACUUUCCUUGUCGUGUUAAUGCAGUACCACGCCCAAUUCCAGAAAAGAAGUGGUUCAUGGAGCCAGCUGUUAUUGUUUGCCUGGGUGGAAUCCUGCCUUUUGGAUCCAUUUUUAUUGAAAUGUACUUCAUCUUCACUUCAUUUUGGGCCUACAAGAUUUAUUAUGUUUAUGGCUUUAUGAUGCUAGUCCUGGUUAUUCUCUGCAUCGUGACAGUCUGUGUGACCAUUGUCUGCACUUAUUUUCUGCUCAAUGCUGAAGAUUAUAGGUGGCAGUGGACAAGCUUCCUUUCUGCAGCAUCCACUGCAGUCUACGUUUACAUGUACUCCUUCUACUACUAUUUCUUCAAAACAAAGAUGUAUGGACUGUUUCAAACAGCAUUCUAUUUUGGAUACAUGGCAGUAUUCAGCACUGCACUUGGGAUCAUGUGUGGUGCUGUUGGUUAUAUGGGAACAAGUGCCUUUGUCCGAAAGAUCUACACCAAUGUGAAAAUUGACUAAUGGAAGGCCAGACUCCCAGGGAGCUGAGGAUCACUUACUGCUUUUUGUUCAUUCAGCUGGAACUUGCACAGUUUAAACUGCAAGGAGACAUUGGGUUAACACUGGGUAAAGUGUGGGUUCCAUUCAUGGAAGCUUAAAGCAACAUUUGUUUCCUUUGAUCCUGAGUUCGUAUUGACUGCUUUAACCAACUGUUCAGCAAAACGCUUGGAUUAUAUGCAGUAAGCAUUACUACAAUACAGUGCUAAUCUUCCCACAUAAAACAUAGCUUAUUAAUGAAGAAUAGACUAGCUCUCUUCAAUGAAGAGGACAAACAGUUUAUUUAAAAUCAUUUGUUCUAUUGAGGAGGGAAAAAUCUGACUAGUUUAAAGUUAUUCAAGCCUCCAUUCUGAGAUAGUUACCUUUCAAGUGGAUCAGAGAGGUGGCUAUUGAAAAGCUGACCAUUCUGGUUUUUGUGACCGUUACCCAAACCUGCUAUGUUUUUGUACUUUAUCAAUGGGAGCUUAUUGCAUUUAUUUUAAUUUGUAAAUCUGAUACAGUUUAUAUACUAUCUUCAGUAAUAGGAUGCACAUCAGUCAUGAUUAUAAUUGGACCAACUCAAUAUUUGUAUCUAAAAGCCAAGUCUGUGAUGUGUUAUAAAUUAGUUCUCCGCUUCAGUCCAUCCAAAGAGUGAAGACUAAGGACAGAGAUGAUCAUCUGCACUGAAAUUCACAGUAGUUAGCAUAUAAAACAAACUGGGAGUAUGCAUUUUGAAAGGCUGGUGAUCUGUUAAUGGUUUUUAUUAGAAAGAUCUAAGUGAAAUAUUUUAAUUGGGCGUAUAAACUGAUUUUUCUUUGUUUUGUUUUCCUUCUCUCCGAGUUAGUCUUGCAGCUUAGUCUUGUUUUAUGUUGCGGUGGGAAUGAAGGCUUUACUUAAGAUAAUAUGAAAGGGGGUAAUAAAUGUAUAUAACCUUAUAAUGUAACUUUAGGCGUAGAACCCAAAUUUAUUUGGAUGUACAGAUUUAUUACAUAGUACUUUUUCUGAUAACAAAUUAAUUUGGUGUAUAAAUGUGUGACAAUUUUUUGGGUGGCUUUUUACAUCUUGCCUGCCAUUGCAUGAAAAUGGUAUCUCCAUUAUACGUGUGGACGUUACUCUGACUUCUUUAGUAUUUUUCCAAUUCUGUCUCCGAAGGCUCAACAAAAUUGUAAUUUAGGACCUAAAAUUUUGUUAAUCCGACCUGAGCACUCAACACGUGCAUCAUCUGGAGCGUUACUGCUUGAAGGAAUGUUCAGGAAUAAUGAAAACAAUAAAAACUUUUCAGACAUAA